Messenger RNA from Pimephales promelas (fathead minnow), 6778 nucleotides. RefSeq lists its product as uncharacterized. Gene Ontology annotation, molecular function: protein binding. The record is from RefSeq and is a predicted model, not a curated record. Lineage: Eukaryota; Metazoa; Chordata; Actinopteri; Cypriniformes; Leuciscidae.
CGGUGAGAGGGUCUUGCAUAUUGAUGCUUUUAGGGGGUCUGUUUUCCUUUCGGUGAAGGUUUAGGUGAUAGAGGUGAAAAAGCCAUGCUUUCUGUUUCUGAUCCACAGACUUUUAGUCUCAUCUUGGAUUGAGAGGGUCAGGGAGUGGGGAGGAAGUAGAGAUGGACAUGGCAAAGCAUGUGGAUAACCGACAUUCCAGACAAGAAAACAUCAUCAACAUUGUAGAACGGUUCCUGUGUUGCUCUUGCUUCCGAACUGUUGAAAAUGACUGCUUGGAGUACAGUCAGGAAAAGCCACAAAAUCCCAAACCUGUCGUGGUAGAGGAGAAUGUCCAUGUCGUUGUUGAAGAUUUGGGAAUAGACAACCCUGGAUUUAGCCUUGCUGAAGUUAAGCGCUACGGGCCACCACAACAGAUCACUAUUGGCCGCUCUGCUAGUUCUGUGUCCGUGUGCCAAAGAGCAGCGCUAAAGAAGAAGCUUGCACCACUUUCUUCUUUACCAUUUCAGUCCAGAGUGAUCCAGAACAAUGAGGAUGACUCUGCUGUUGACUCUCUUCUGUAUGGUUCUGGCAGCAUUAAUGUUGAAGAUGGUGGUCUUCUCACACCACCAGUCAUUAACCUCAUACCUCCGACACCUUCCGACGUAAUAGAUGACGACCAGUUCUUUGAAAUAAACUCAGAAGAAGAAAGUCUGCAGCAAACUUCUGGCAGUGAAGGAGUGGACAGUAUCGGCAGUGCUGCUACAGGAGAGAAGGAAGGGGAGGAAGAUGUAGACCAAGAUGUGGAGUUUGAAGGUAACCAUGAGACCAAAACUCAAGAACGUCCACAGGUGGAGCCUCAAGACACAACCAAGAAGAAUAGCAUGGACAAGUCUACAAUUCCCUUCCUGCGCAGCUCCUUUCAAGUACCCCCACUUCCUGAAUACCCACGAAAAAGAAGCCUCAAUACUGGAAUCAGUUUGCUGCAGUUCACUGAACAUAAUCUGGAUGACCUGAGUGACAAGGAUGCCAGCAGCCACGAGUUGCUAAAGGAAGAGUUGAGGCUACUACCGCUGAGCAGUAAGAUAAGUAUGCUAACCCACCAAAAGAAACUAGCCACUAGGUCCUGUAGUUUGGACGAGACGGUGGCGAAAAGUCACACCUUUCACUCCACAUGCCAAGGGCAAAGUGAAAUUCUUGAAGAUGAAGAAUCCCCACGUCAGAGAAGGAUAACUGUUGCAUCCUACAUUCCCCAAUCAAUGGAUCACACUGGAGAAAGUGCAGUGAAGCAGGAUUCUAAUGGGUACAGUGCCAAAACUUUAGCAGGGCUGAACACGGAGGAGGUCUGCCAGUGGUUUAGUAAUAUUGGUCUACAGAAAUGCCUGCCCUUCAUUAGAGAGGCAGAGUUCAGUGGAUCUCACAUCGCUUCGAUUGAUCUCCACACCCUUGAAAUUCUUCAAUUGUCCAAUCUGGAGGAGAGAGAGAGGCUGCUGUCUGCCAUCUACCAUGAGUUACACCCACCAAACGCCACCACCCAAAGACUCAACUCCCUCCUGGAAAGGGUUGGUCCACACAAUGUUGAGAAAUUUACAGCGGCUUUGGUGUCCAUGACCAAGUCAAAAUCUUCUCCUCAAGUCAGCAGCAUCAAUAUGAACAGAUGCUCAUUCAAAUUCAGACAGAAAGAACAAAAUGCUAGAUUUCAGAAGAACUCCCAUCUCAUUGAAAUCACAGUCAAUGCAUCAGAACGUACUGUUCACUUAAGGACACCCAAAGACACAAGUUUGGGAAAGGUAAUGGAGUCCUGCCUGAAGAUGCUGGGAAUUAAUGAAGACAAAGAUCACUUUAAAAUAAGAAGCAAUGAAGAUGAGUUCUCCCCUGAGCAGCAGAUUGGAGAUUUGCCUGGCUCAGAAACAAGACUAAUGGAGCUUCACUUAUGUAGGAAGAAAGAUGGUCCUGGUUCCCCAAAUAACAUUUGUACCACUGAUAAUAUUAAGAGCAAAAAUCUGCUAAACAACACCGGCAAGAUUCGAGAGCUUAACCAACAGGUGGCCUCCCUUCAAAACGUCAUCAUAGAGGUUCAGGAGCUUUACCAUGGACUGGUGGCCUUCUGUUCAGAGCUGAAGAAGAUGGAGGGGGACAUGGAUGCAGUCCAAACAGACAGUUUGGAAGUGAAGAGGCUCCUCAGUGAAGCCCAAGACAGUCUUAAGAGGAAGAGACAGAGCCUUCAAACACUCAGGGAAAAUCUUAACACAGCACCAGUGCAGAAGAAUAAGCCUUCAGAGGUCCGACUACUGGAGAAGAUGAGGCUAAAUUGCCAGGUGUUUAAAGAUGAGAUCACACUGGUCUACCUAAAUCGGCAGGUGGCUCACCUGCGUGAAGUUCUAGAGAAGACCCAGGCCAAGGAGAAAGCUGAAAUAAAGAGUCCUACUCUGACUCAGCUAGUCUCUUUGCAGUCUCCUGUCAUGCUGGUGGCCACCCAAGUGAAAGCAGACUCAGACGGUCAUUAUGGUUUCUCUGCACACUGUGUAGAGGGCCAGGGAUUGAUGGUGGUACACACUGAGGGUGCUAGUCUCUGUCGGAAUGACAGGCUGGUGGAAGUAAACGGAGUGAGCGUCUUGGGGAGCAGUGAGGACGAGCUGAAGUUGCUGCUCAAGACACACAUUGCCCACAUCAUUGUCUUACGCCAACUGGCCCAAGAGCUUUCACAGGAAGACCCUUCUGGCCUGAGUGAUCACCAGGACAUGUCAGAAAACACAGUCAGACGCAUCUGACACAAUCACAUCUGAUGUUUUAUCCCACUUAUUUAUCGUAAUGACAUUUGUCUUGUCUAGAAGAGGUUUAUAUGUUUAACCUGCAUUACAUUUUCUGGGUCAUUUCGGGGCAGUUUAAUUUUUGGGAGGGUAUGACUUCAUGUUUUGGGUUGAUAGUAAUGUAACAGCCAUAGUCUCAAAUAAUGGGUGGGUCAGUCAAAAAAUUGCUCAUAAAAAUGGCAAUUGCAUGGGAAAAAGGCAUUCUGAAUUCUAAAUUGCAUUGAUCCAUGAAGGUCAAGUUAGCAAAAUAAAUCAUUGUCAAAACUUUCACUUUGUACAGGCAGCUGUGGUGAAAUGGAAGGCAUGGAAACUUUUAAGACUGACGUUAAUGAGAAUAUAGAUAUCAAAGCUAAACCUUUUGAAAAUAGCUAAAUAUUUAUUUCCAUGAAAAUGUCUCAUGUAGUAAAAACAAAUGAACCACUUGCUUGUAUUAACACGAUGUUAAAGGGGGUUUUUAUUUUUAUUUUAAUUUUUUAUUAAUUUAUAACUUUGUACUUUUAUGAAGAGGUCUGAUUAAUGUGUAUUACAAUAUGUGAAAACCUACAAGCAGCAACCAUAGAUUAUUUCACAGAAAUCUGAGAACAAAAGAAAAUAUAUAUGUUUUUUCCUACAUCUCUCUUGGAAAAACAGAAGAGACUUGUUCAGGUAUGGAAUAUGCUGUCGGGAAGGGCUCAAUCUGUGCUCUGAUCUGACAUUUUUGAAGUGUUUUUAGUAGAUUAAGGCAAAAUCUAUGUUAAAGGAAAGCCACACACACACACACACAAAGUGUGACAGAUGUGCUUUUUUAGCCUCACAUCUUGAUGCCUCUGUGGACCGCAUAUAUCCGGUCUUGUGGUUCAACCUUGUGGGUUUCAUUGUAAGCCUAUUAAUAAAGAGACUGGGCAUUCUAACUGGCAAGUGGGACCCGCAAAUGGAGGGAGGUGACCUGACCCAUGAUCUCUUGACCUUUGUGGUGGAAUUAUGUGGUCAUGUGAAUCUAACUGUGGGAGUUGAAGAAAAUCUUGAGGAAAGGAAUUCUGCCAUUACUGACAAAGUGGAAGUGAAUUACACUGUGCGUAAGUAUGUUCAAGUACAGUGCAUGAUUCAUUUGCCAUUGUUCAGACUGUGUUCACAGAGUCAGUUUUUCUCAUAGGCAGCUGAAAUGUACUUUGCAUAAACACUAAUCCAUGGUACAACUAAUACAUUCAUCAAAACUGUCAUUUCCGUCAGCAAACAAAUAUGCCUUCGGUGUACUGGCACAUGGGAAGUAUUAAACAAUCAACAGGAACUGUCCAUCCAAACUUUAUGCGAUAAAGAUAAAACAUGAUUUAGCUGCACAAACUGUUCACACAAGGGAGGGCAAUCCAAACACACUUUCAUAAACAGUGCUGCUGGCAAGGAAAGAAAGACAUUGUGGGAUUCUCAAUAGCCUACGCCCUUCCCCACCCUCUCUAGUCGUGACAUGUCUCCUAAAAAUGCUCUGUCUUUAUUUUCUUUUUGAUAAAGGAAGAUAACCAACCAAUCAUAAGAAUAAGGUAGUGAAGAUUUAUUUAUAAUAAUAUGAAAAUCAUAACUAGUUGUGCAAGAAUUUAAAAAAGCAUGAAAAUAGAAUAAAAAAAAGAACUCUUCUAACAUUAAUGAAUAACUACACAGGAACAAAUGAGUAAAGCAAUAUUAACAUUCUAGAUACUCUGAUUAACUAAUUAAGUAGAGCUCAGUUGAAUGAACUAGGUCACUAUUAGCUAAUCAACAACCUUACAAAAACCUCAAAAGCGUACAAUGACUUCAGUCAUUACUAUGGAGUUACCAUGUUUUUCACUUUAAAAUACUGUUCCAAAUAAUUCGAAAUUCCUUCUGAAGGAUUUGGUAAUACAUGAGUCAUUACUAAUGGGUUAUCAUGAUCUUUACUUUAGAAUUAAUGAUAAAGUAUACAUUAUUUACAUUAAUUAUGAGCCUGUAUAGUAGUUCUUUUAAGUCCUCAGGGAGGAAUGAAAAAAUAGUGAUUAGCUAAUAGUGAACUAUACCUCAUUCAACUAAGCGAACCACGUUUGUCCAUAGCUAUUCAUUAAGGACUAAACAGAAUUCUAAAGUGCUACUAAAAGAAAUUGUGCCAAGAAAUAUUGAAUAUAUCUAUAUGGUGAAAACAGUUCUCUCGUCGCUUGAGGGCAAAACAUGUUUUUGUUUCAUGUGUUUGAUUGUUUUUUUCUUUUAUUUCUCUGACAAAAAACAAGUCUGGUAACUAUAAAAAAGACACAUGGCCCAAAGCCUAAAAUUAUUAUUAAUCUCUUAAUCAUCAAGAUAAAAGCUGCAGUGUGAACAGAAUGUGCUGAUUGACAGUGAAGAUCAACCAUAACAAACAAGAAAAUGUGUUCAUUAUUGCAAAUUAUUAGCAUUUUUGCAACUAGUUGAUCAUAUAUAUUUAGUUUAAUUUGCCCCUAACAGAGUAUCUGUUCAUUUUAUGUUUAUUUAACACAUGUUCAAAUGAGCACUGUCCUAAUUGCGUUGUAUCUUUCUUUUCUUACUCUGCAGUUCUUGAAAUGCGUCCAGACCUGUCAUCUGUGUGUGGAAGACGUGAGGAUGCCACAGCAUGAAUAUUCCCAUCAUCACAGCAGGCAUUGCUCCAGUGCUGACUGUCAGACAUAGCUGCUAAAGUUUAUGGAGCAGAAACAUUUGCCGCAUACAGACGUAUGGCGCAUUUCUGAGGGAUCGCCUUCCCUCUGGCCAAAAACCUCCAUAUAUGCAUUCUGUUAGGAUCUGAAGCCAAUAAAAAUAGUUUGGCCUCCUUAAGGGGGGAAAAGUUUCUCUUUAACAAAUGGAGGGGGCAGUUCGGCAUUUCUGAGCUGUUUUUUUUUUUUUUUUUUGGUUGGUGUUGAAGCAAAGUGAGGGUGGCUGUGGCUUUUCGAGGCUUUCUGGUAGUCUGUACUUCAACUUAACAGCCAGUGCAAUACGUCCAAAGGACAUGGCAUGUGUGCGUACCCAAUUCAAAGACUAUAUCAGUUCAGUCAGCAGGGCCGUUGACGUAUCGGUUAACAUGGGCACGUUUAUCCUUGUAAUGCAUAUGAUGUGUGUUGUUAGUGUCAGUUGAUAUUUAAAUAUAAACCCAGAGCGUUUCGACCUUAUGGUGUGUGUACAGAGUUAAACAGCUGCAGACAAUCGAUCCAAGUACACACAAUUUAGCCUUCUAUCCUUUCACUCCCUCUUUACAUCCGAAUGAGUCAUUCAAGGCAAGGACAUUUAGACAUUUCGAUAUCUGCCAAGUUCCAUAAUGACCUGCUAUGACAAUCUUGUCUCCAUUUACUCCAAACAUCACUGGAUAGACUCACGUAGCGGCCAAAAUGGGUCACUAAAGAUGAUGGAAAGGAGUCUGUUAUUAACAACAUAUGCUAUUUUAGCAUAUAUGCAUUUUUGGAUCAGUACUUAUAGGAGGAAGAUGUACUAGUUGUGCACUCUUGCAUUGCGCUUGUUGGCUGACCCUUGAAUCGUACAGUAACACCCCUGGGCGUCUGUUCUGUUUUAGGAUUGUAGAUAUGACCAUCUACAGCCUUCCAGAUAAGCAGAAGCAGACAUCUAUCUCUCUCUCUCUCUGAACUCAGCACUUCCAGGUUCAUCUCUCUUCCUUCUGCCCCCAUAACACGAGCCCCACUCCUGCCCACCCGACAUUUAAAGAGCUCCUGGCAUGUGUUUGAAGUUAGUGUAGGCAUUAGCUCUGGUUUCCUGCUUCAAAUCCCUAUGCAGGCCCAAUAAAGGUCUGUAGGUUGAAAAUUCACUGAAGUGGAUUACUCCCUGUACAAAAAUAUAAUACAAACAAACUUGGCAUUUACUGGCUAUUAUGAAGAAAUAUCUGGCACCCAGUGACCUUCUUCCUCUCUAUGGUUAGUCUGAGAUGUCUAUUCAGACAGCACCCUUUGUAAUCUCUAACUGCCUCAAUAUCAGUUUAUCGACAGCUGCCCAAUUGAUUAAAUAACACAGUCUCAAGACAUCAUACAACUGACUCUUUUGACCAUACGUCAACA